AGCAACCCAACCAACCAAUCAUCACAAAGUCAUAAAACCCUAACCCUAUAUCUAUCCCCUCUUCGCCUCCUCUCAAAACCCCUCUUUCUCUCUUGCGAUCUCUCCAAACCCUAGUUUCUCUUUUCAUCGAGAAUGAGUGCAGAAGCAGUGAACCCAAAGGCAUACCCGUUAGCUGAUUCACAGCUAACCAUCACAAUUCUUGAUCUUGUUCAGCAAGCUGCUAACUACAAGCAGCUUAAGAAGGGUGCUAAUGAAGCAACAAAGACACUGAACAGAGGAAUUUCAGAGUUUGUCGUGAUGGCUGCUGAUACUGAGCCUCUCGAGAUUCUUCUCCAUCUCCCCCUUCUUGCUGAAGACAAGAAUGUGCCCUAUGUUUUUGUUCCUUCCAAGCAAGCUCUUGGACGGGCAUGCGGGGUUACCAGACCAGUAAUCUCUUGUUCUGUGACAAGCAAUGAGGGCAGCCAGCUGAAAUCUCAGAUUCAGCAACUUAAGGAUGCCAUUGAGAAGCUCCUUAUAUAAAGUGUAUACAUGUAAAGCCUUUCAGCAUGAUGGGCCUAUGAGUGGUGACACUGGUUCAUUUGAGGCUUUGACUGAGCAAAGAUGUCUUUUUACUGAAUUUUCUACCUGUUUUUUUUUUUUUUUCAUAUUCUCUUUCAGUGUUCUGGAUCAUGUUGUUUCUAAACAGAUGUUUGUGUACUCUUGCUAUGUGAUCUGAGUUACUUUUUUUAUAUUUUAAAGUUAAGUACCAUUUGGCUAUUGUAAGAUGAUUCAAGAUAUUUAUCUUAUAACAAACAUCAGUCUAGUUUGAAUC
This is a messenger RNA of Daucus carota subsp. sativus, 811 nucleotides long. RefSeq lists its product as uncharacterized. Gene Ontology annotation, molecular function: RNA binding. Lineage: Eukaryota; Viridiplantae; Streptophyta; Magnoliopsida; Apiales; Apiaceae. The record is from RefSeq and is a predicted model, not a curated record. Gene Ontology annotation, cellular component: small-subunit processome; precatalytic spliceosome; U4/U6 x U5 tri-snRNP complex. The transcript is spliced from 5 exons. The coding region runs from base 133 to 519 and encodes 128 amino acids. Gene Ontology annotation, biological process: maturation of SSU-rRNA; maturation of LSU-rRNA; mRNA splicing, via spliceosome.